Molecule: messenger RNA, 5457 nt
Organism: Ostrea edulis (European flat oyster)
Lineage: Eukaryota; Metazoa; Mollusca; Bivalvia; Ostreida; Ostreidae
Product: protocadherin beta-15-like
Exons: 5
Coding region: 1596-4892 (1098 amino acids)
Biological process (GO): homophilic cell-cell adhesion
Cellular component (GO): plasma membrane
Molecular function (GO): calcium ion binding
Source: RefSeq, a predicted model, not a curated record
ACAAUUCUCUCUGAACUCACCUGCGUUAUGACAAAAUAUUUGAUUUCGUUACCAGGCCUUAGGUUUCACUCCCUGUUAAUCCCAAGUUUUAUAUAAGAAGUAAAUAGGUUGUGUCACAUGCUUGAUCAAAAGUGGUUUAUUUUGCAGGGAAAAAUUUAGUGAAAUCUAAUUAAGUAACUCCAAUUAAGAUAAUGGUCUGGUAUUGUUAUUUUGUACUGCAACAGCCUGUAGGGGAAAACUGAAAAACGAAAGUUUUACAGGUGUAGUGUGUCAACAAGGACCAGACAUUUUCAUGUUUGACGAUUUUCCCCCUGACCAUGCAGACACUUAAAUUUUAAAAUUUGACACUUUCUAUAUUGAUAGCAAUUAAGAUACCUAUAUUCUGUAAAUAAUUAAUUUCAUAUGGAGAUGAUUUGGGGAAGAUAUAGUGCAAGAGAUUGUGGUAAUGAUUAGACAAUGAUAAAAAGAUAGGCAUGUUGAUUACGGGUUUGAUCACAGCUGAUGCCAUGUCCAGCUGUCAGUCCAGAUAACUGUUGACAUCCGCUGGUGUGAACAGUCUGGACCAUACCGUCAUCAUUAUAUCACUCCUCAUUUACAUACGUAGUAUUGACUUCUUUUUCAGUAGUGUUUACUUUGAAUUUCCAGAUGUUAAUAUUUUCUGAAUUUUCCAUAUUGUUUUAAAUUGUUUAAAAAUGUCAGGGAUGGAUAUAUCAAUUGUUGACAGUGGAACUUGUUCAUUUGAAAUUUGAUGAAAGUAAAGAAAUUCAAAUCAAAAUCUAAUGAUUGAAUUUGUAAGGUUUCUAAAAUGAUUAAUAUUUUCAGAGAUUAUUUAAUCAAUGUAACUCUUUAAUUAGAUAGUGUAUUACAAUUUACCUGAUAUAAACAUGACCAGUUACAUUUAGUCAUUGAUUUCUAUAUUGUUCCGUUGUGGUAGCGAUUUUAUUAAGGUGGUCACAAACAAGCAUGUGUAUCACAACUUCCCUGGCAUCUCGGCUAACUUAUUGUUGGUGACAAAGUAGGCAGUCCCUGAGUUCACUCAUGUGUGACUCGAGAGCAGUUAGCUCUAUCAGAGAGUCGGAACGAGGGAGGUGUGCGAUAGUCAGGAAAAAUUAAGUUGCUUUUACUGUUAUGGUGUUCUUGCUGUAGUGUGUAACAAGGGAAAUAUUUAAGUUGUGUUAACAGCUUAGUGGGUCUGUUUGUCAGAGAGAUUAUCAUCAACCUUGAUUGUGAGGAUGGACAAUGGCCACAUCAUUAAUUUCUUGUCUGUUGUAACUUCAGAAUUUCCAAAUGGAGAAGAAAUUGAAAAUUUGUGUUGACAUACAAGAGGAAGCAUGAGUUUUUAAAAGUGAUUGGUUUGUUUGUCGUAAAAGGAGCUAAGCUGUAGAUAAAUAAACCCUGAUAUAGGUGCAAUGAUAUAAACAUCAGCAGAGGUGCUGAUCCGUUAAUGUGAUUCUGAACUGGACAUUUAACUUCUUCUCUGUGCCUAGACACAUAAGUUUUACAACAAGGUAGUGAUAUAAAGGAGUGAAUGGUAACCCAGUGUGUUGGAAAUGACCGCUGACUCCAGUUAUUGUGAAGGAUAAACACAUUCAAUCAUGGCGGCUCUGCUCCUACUGGGGGCUUUAUCCAUUUUCGUGACUUCUUCUGCGGAAAUUUAUGUUGCCGACUUUACUGUGAAUGAACAAGAACCACCAGGGAACAAAAUUGGGAACAUACCUGAAACAAGCAAUCUGGUUCAAAAAGCAAACCUUUCCGCAGAGGUGUCGAACAAAAUGCGGUAUACUUUUCUUCAACCUGAUAAUGAAUAUAAAACUGUAUUCAGCAUCAACGAUGUCACUGGUGAUCUUUUUUCAUCAACAACCAUUGACAGAGAAGAACUGCAGAAGUGUCGAGACUUUACAGAUUGUGUUUUAACAUUUGAUGUGGCUGCAAAUGAUGGUUUUGGAGAGUUUCAAAUUGUUACAGUUAAUGUCCACAUAAAGGACAUCAACGACAAUGCCCCACAAUUCCCAGAAUCUGCAAUAACCAUCAACAUUUCGGAAACAUCUAGCGUCGGCCAUCUUGUUCAACUUCCUGCUGCUGUGGAUCUGGACACAGGGAUAAACAAUGGAGUCCAGAGCUAUGAAAUUUUCCCUGCCAAUGGAACUUUUGGACUUGUAACUACGAAAAAGUUGGAUGGAAGCUUUGAUGUGAAGUUAAGGUUGCAGAAACGACUAGAUAGAGAGAAAACUACAAGAUAUAUCUUUCAAAUUUUUGCAAAAGAUGGUGGAACUGAAAGGAACACUGGGAAAUUACAAGUUGACAUAAAUGUUUUAGAUGAUAAUGACAAUCCCCCAGUGUUUAGUGAAUCAAUUUACAAUUUAACUGUAAGUGAGGAUACCCAGCCAGGAACCACGAUUCUGACUGUGACCGCCUCUGAUAAAGACAGUGGUAUGAAUGGAGAGGUGGAGUAUCAUAUCAGUCAACAAGCCUUCAGUGAUAUCUUUUCCAUCAACUCCAAAACUGGUGACAUCUCCCUGAUUAAGAAACUAGUGUAUGAACCAAAUGAAAUUUUUUCCUUUUUCGUGGAGGCCAGAGACAAAGGAGCUAUUCCAAAUUAUGCCCAGAUCAAGGUGAACAUUGAGAUAGAGGACGCUGGAAACAACCCCCCUGUGGUCAAAGUCAACCUGGUGUCAGGGAGUGGUGGGGUGGUCCCUAUAUCUGAACUUAUCAAUCUCAAUGCAUUUGUGGCACACAUUAGUGUGGAAGAUUCAGACACUGGUAACAAUGGCAAUGUGGAGUGUACGAUCUCUUCCUCUUACUUCGGAAUUGAGCCUUUGUCUAGUAAAGGCUACAAGGUGGUGGUGAAGAGACCACUGAACAGAGAAACGGCCAGUCAACACAAUAUAACCGUCACUUGUAGAGACUUUGGAACUCCUCGCCUCCAGGCUUCUGAGAGUUUCAUUGUGAAAGUUGUGGAUGAAAAUGACAAUAAACCAGAGUUUUCUCAGUCCGUUUACUUUGCAAGCAUAGAAGAAAACAACCCUGCUGGAGUCACAGUUACCAAAGUUUCGGCAACAGAUGAGGAUGUAGGACUGAACUCACAGAUUCAGUAUGUCCUCCACAGUGAUGCAGGCUCGUCUUUUAGCAUCAAUCGCAUCACUGGGGUCAUCAACGCCACUGGAGAUUUGGACAGGGAGACAACUAGUGACUAUUUAUUCCGUGUCCUGGCAGUGGACAGUGGUGUUCCACCAAAAACUGGCACUGCCACUAUGAUUGUCAACAUUACUGAUAUUAACGACAACAAGCCAAAAUUUACAGAAUCCCUUUUCACAUUUGAAGUCAACGAAGGAAGUGACCCAUAUACCCCUAUUGGCGCUGUCGUAGCUCAUGAUCCUGACGUGGGAUUGAAUGCAUUCGUGCAGUAUUCCAUGUCGCCACAAGAUAUAAAUGUUCCAUUUCAAGUUUUACGGAAUGGUACCGUCAUCACCAGUACUACACUGGACAGGGAAUUCCUAAGUCAGUAUAAUUUUAUGGUGUAUGCUAGAGACAGUGGAAAUCCUUCUCUGAACAGUUCUGCUUAUGUCACAGUGUACGUAAUGGAUGCUAAUGAUAACGCUCCCACCAUUCUGUUCCCAAACAAAAUGAACAACACUGUUUCUUCAACUGUCACCUCCCUACCCAUCACAAAAAUCGUAGCAGAAGACAAGGAUGAUGGGAUCAACAGAAAGCUCACCUAUUUCAUACAGAAUGGAAACGAGAAAGGGAUGUUCAACCUCCAUUCUCAGACAGGAGAGCUUUUCCUUAAUCGUGAUUUCCAGAUCAGUACCGAUCAGUCUGUCAGCCUGACUAUUUGCGUCAGGGAUUCUGGAGUUCCUGCAAAAACUGCCUGUACGCAACUUAACGUUGAAGUGACCAUAAACAACGUCACAAUAUCCAAACACACACAGGAAGCAGACAACAAAUAUAUCUACAUUUCCAUUGGUGUUAUCAUCUUCACUAUCAUCAUUUCGGUUGGCAUUGUCGCUGUUAUAUUAGUCAUCAGGAAGAAAGAUAACGAUCGCAAUAAGCACAAGUCCAGUCCCGGUCCACUGGGAGUUCCCACCCAGAAUGGAUACACCCCAGCGGGCACCUCUACCCUACCUAAUUCUACCGCAGAGGAGGAGUACAUGGAGAGGAAGAAAGUGACGUUCAAUACAGGGACGAAAAACGACGAGCAGCGAAACAAUCCCAGCAAUUACAGCUCCAACAUCACACAAAAUAAUUUAUAUGACAAGCCACCCUCAUAUUCCUCCCUGAAAUCAGAUUCCAAACUUGAGGCCAUGAAUCCAUUAAAAUUCCAACAUAUUCUACUGAAAAAGGACAACCCGGGUGCUCCCCCUGGUAGAGUACAUCCUAGCGACAGUAAUAGUGACACAUCAGGGGAGACAAUCCCAUCAGACAGUGGUCGAGGUGGAAGUGAGGACGAUAAUCCCAGCACUACUCACACUGCAGAUGAUUCCAGAUCAUUUGAUUUCUACAAUAUGCAAUCUAUGCCUCCCAUUUCCUUCACUUCAUCACUGCCAAAGAAAGACAGUAAACCUCCCAGACCCCCUCCCUGUAGCAUACCCAGCAGUAGUGAAAAAAGACACUCAGCUGUUCCCUUUAAUAGUGCUCAUAAUAUGCCAUAUACUCCCAUCUCAUACACAUCACACAAUCACUCUGAUCCCUGGGACUACAUGAAGUCCUCAUACUACCCCAGUGUUCACAAGGACUAUUUCAGUCUUGGUGGUGGAGGCAGCAUUAUAAGCACAACAAAAUCUCGAGAUGACGAUGAUGAUGCAGCCACAACUACAUCGGGCAGCUACACAAUUAAUCCUGAAGAGCUAGACGAUGAUCUCAACUUCAGAUGUGCUAAUGACUAUGUUGUGUAGAAAACUAGUAAAUGUGAUACUGUGACUGUGCCAGAUACCUAGAUUUACUGAGCUGCAUCGGAGACUAGAUGUAGCCAGUGUUACAUGUUUUAAUGUGAGUUACCGUGUACGAAAUUCGGAAACAAAUAGUUUCAUGAUAUAUGGCUUGGACAUUUCCUAUUUAAGUGGGAGGUCAUUUAUCAAUUAUUUAGAAGAGAGAACUGUACAGAGGAGAUGUAUAGGACAAUAAUCUUGCUGCCAUAAAUACUUUUUUUCAGUAUUAUUGUUUUUGACACAAGUUUUAAAGCUUUCAUACCAAUGUCUACAAAUUUUAUGCAGGUUUACAUUUUCGAUGCAUAAUUAAUCCCAUUGUCAACAUUUUUUUUCAUUUCCUCAUUUCCCUCGCAAAUUCAUAUGUAUGAAAGCUCUGUGUUUUGCAUUCCAGAGAGGACAGCAAUUGGUUAAGUUUUACUGGAGGCGACAGUGUUGUCUAAUUUUUCUUUGUUAUACCAAGUUACAAUAUAUGCUCAUUAUUUUUACAUGUUAUAUAUUGAACUAAAUAAUAAAAUGAAUAAGGGCAAUGAAA